CGCGCAGCGCCUCCUCCGACAAAGCUACAGAAACACAUCGUGCCAGUAGGGGGCGGAGAGAGGAGGCUCAGUCAUUUCCAGUAAGAGGGAAAUUAAGCGCUACGCACAACCUCCACGGAGACGCCGUAGUUCGCAGAUGACGUUCGGAGACAUGCUGCCGACGUCGCUCAUCUUCAGCAUGGUCACCGCGCUGCUGCUGCGUAGAGCUCUCGUAUGCGCCGCGGAUGCGCUCGGCGCAAAGCCCGCGAUCUGUGGCGCAUCGCCCGCGUUCUGUGGCGCAUCGCCGGGCCAGGGAUGCGGCAUCAAGACCUCGCCCGUAGUGUUGGAGGAGCCGCCGUCCGCAGACUGCGUGGUGUCGUACGAGCAGCUGAAGGCCAUGCUCUCCAGCCGCAGUGUCCAGCUGUUUGACGUGCGAAACCCAGACGAGUUCCAGGCAGGACACAUCUCAGGGGCCACAAACGUCCCCCUGGGGGAUCUGGUUGAUGCUCUGAAGAUGGCCCCUGCCCAAUUCAAGCAGCAGUUCAGGGUGGAGGCCCCCAGCAAGCAGGAUGAAAACAUCGUGUUUCACUGCCAGAGGGGGCGCCGCAGCGCCACAGCCCUGGAGAUUGCACACGGGCUGGGCUUCACCAGGGCACGGCAUUACGCAGGGGGGUAUGCUGAGUGGGCGGAGCGUGAAGGUGGCCCCUCCCAGUGAGCCCCUAAAAAGGGCGGAUCAGAGCCGAUGGCGCCUGAGGUUGAGGGGCAGGUGAAGCGAUGCAGCAGGUGCAGCUCACUGCAGUAGCUUUGGCUUUUCCCGCCGCAUUUUAGCGCAUUUUUAGGUUAGGGUUUGACUGUGGUUGGGUGUUAGGGUUAGGGUUGUAUCUCACAGUUACAUUUAGCAGGACAGGACAUGCACCAUGAUUAAGCCUGUUUGACCUCUGUUUGAACCAGCUUUUGCAUUGGAAUUCAGUGUGUUUCAGGUGCCCCCUGCUGCUGUAAUUGGGUAUCACCGUGGCAUUCUCCCUGUGCUGGCUCUGUUGCUAAGAUGUGUGUGCAGGAGCUCCUGGUGCAGAGAGGUCAAUCCCCAAUCCGGCACACACAGCAUAUCACACGGGAGGGUUACCCCAAAUCUGCCAAAACCUGAGAAAAACCAGCACACACAGCAUAUCACACAGGAGGUUUACAAACGACUUUAUGUCAGGGAUUUUAGAGAAGAUUAAUUCCUGGACAUUUUUCUGUAAAUUGCGCUGCCUCAGUAAAUUUACAUUUAUUCAUCUGGCAGACACUUUUAUCCA
Messenger RNA from Megalops cyprinoides (Indo-Pacific tarpon), 1274 nucleotides. RefSeq names its product thiosulfate:glutathione sulfurtransferase. Bases 137 to 694 code for a protein of 185 amino acids. Gene Ontology annotation, molecular function: thiosulfate-cyanide sulfurtransferase activity. The record is from RefSeq and is a predicted model, not a curated record. Gene Ontology annotation, cellular component: mitochondrion. The transcript is spliced from 4 exons. NCBI's taxonomy places the organism in Eukaryota, Metazoa, Chordata, Actinopteri, Elopiformes, Megalopidae.